Mytilus trossulus (common blue mussel) is the source of this 2716-nucleotide messenger RNA. RefSeq lists its product as uncharacterized. The record is from RefSeq and is a predicted model, not a curated record. Lineage: Eukaryota; Metazoa; Mollusca; Bivalvia; Mytilida; Mytilidae. The transcript has 4 exons. Bases 488 to 1705 code for a protein of 405 amino acids.
CAAAUAUUAGGAUACACUAAGAUAGGGUUUGAUUGGUAUAGAUUAAACGGCUUUUCUUCACGGUUGUUUUGAUUUCAAAACUAAGAUAGUGACUCGAAACUUCAAAAUCAAACAAGGUCCAUCAGAGAUUAUGAUUCGAUAUAACAUAUAAAAAAAGUGUAUACGUGUGUAAUAUUGCAACAUCUUAUAACAGAAUUCGACAAUUUAAGGGACAAUUUUAAAUAUGUAUACAUUUUUUUCAUAGCAAAUUAAAGCAUAGUGGCUUUUCAGUUGCAUUGCUAUGAUAUGAUCGAAUACGUGAAAAAAGUUGACAUGUGUAAUAUUGCAACAUCAUGAUAACAAGUAUUUGUUAUUGAUAAUAUCGUCUGCCUCGUCAUGAGGAUAACGUGACCUCCAUGUGAUUAAAAUGUAAGUCAUGUACUAAUAUAUUUGUGUAACUUCAAGUUGUUCAAUAAAACCGGUAAAUGUGGUUGACGACAAAGGCACCAUGAAUAACUAUGAACGAGAUCCAUUGCUUGUAAACAGUGAUGACGAAAAACGAUCUAAGCUUGUUCAAGCUGCAUGGAGUUCUAAAAAGACUACAAACAGUCGUUUCUCUGCCAGAACAAGAAAUCUUUUAAUUGCAGUAAUGAAUGUUUUCUCAAAUGUUCUUAUGAAUGUAUCACUUCCCGUCUAUGCUGGAACUAUGGAAGUUAUUGGAAGCGAUAUUUUUGUUCUUUUGUUCAUUACGUGUUGUUCCAUAGCUGUUGUGUUUACUCUUUUAACAUUGUUCGUAAAAUAUUCUAAGAUUGACAGUACUGCAACUUUGAGACCAACAUCUAGUUAUAAAAUUCUCUUUAUGAUGGGACUUUUUACAGCUAUGAACGGUAUUCUUGUGGUGUAUGCCAGUCCGCCAAAUAGAACACCACCGUAUUUGCAGGGUAUUUUGCAGUCAUCAGUCAUUCCAUUUACCGUGUUACUAAGAUUGCUUAUACUGCGAAAAGGUAUUAGCAUUGUUCGUGGUAUCUGCACUAUGAUAGUACUUGUUGGAAUAUUCAUUACUAUAGAACCUCAGAUAUGGGGUUUAGAUGCAGAUGCUGGUGGAACGGGAACAAACCCAGAGUCGACCGGUGCUAGAAUUCUGUGGCCAUUUUGUUUCCUGAUGGGGUUUCUUCCAGUGGGUUUAAUGAAUGUUUUUUGUGAAAAAGAACUUCAAAAAGAAGAGGGUCAGUCGUUCAGCUUCAUAACAUGGGGUCAAUAUUUUCAGACUGCUAUAAUGGUCUGUUUCUUCUGGGUAGAUUUUGUUCCAGGUUUCGGCAGUUCCUCAUCAGGAAAAGAUUUUUUUCAUCGAUUACAAAGGGGUCUGCACUGCAGUUUCAGUACAGAAAGUUCAUGUAACAAUCUUGGUGGGAAAGCAUGGCUGUUUUACACCGGAUAUACAUUCGGAAACUUAUUCCAGUUUCUGCUGAUUCAGUAUGCCGAAGGCGCAGUAUAUGCCGUUGUAGUUCAAGCGCUAGUGUCACCUAUAGCUGCGUUAUUUUGGAAUUUAUUCCAAUACAAUCCUCAAACUGAUGUUUUCCAAUACAAACCUACAAUGGACACUACAACAGCUUUCACAUUUGGCGGAUUACUACUUAUAUUUCCGGGAGUUAUUCUUUAUAACUAUUUUAGUGGAAAAGAAGGAAGUGAAAAAGUACAGAACCAAGAGCUUGAAGUUCAUGCUUAAACAGUCUGAAUAUUAACUUGUUGACUUCUUAUAACCCUUUUGUGCUAUUGGUUAUCCUUAUGAAGGGUGAAGGAUCAUUCUCGGGCCGUCGGGAAUUGGAAUUUCUUUUUUACACUUGUCGGAACUCGGGAACUCAAUUGUAAUUUUCUUGAUCCUGGAAACAAAUGCCUUAUUUUUCAGAAAUUUGCGACCCCGCGUUUUUCAUACCGGGAAUUCGAGAUAACGACUCCUACACCCUCUCACAUAAUAAAAAAGAAGCUAAUUACAGAAUACUUUAACGGUUCGAUAUCGAACGACAGAUUUAUUACCGGUAACGCUUACUGGACAAAAUUGUAUGCAUAUUUAUGAGAAAUGUUGUGUUGUGUCAACUGAUUUUGUGUUGUGUCAAAUCAUUAAUGGACUUGGUUAUUUUGCCAUUGAAAUUUAGGGUGCAUUACAUGUUGCGGGAACUUAGACCAAGUGGAUACGGUUAGGUGUCCUUUUAUGUCAGUUUCUUUCGAUAUGGAAUGUCGUUAUCUAUAGUUAUUUAAUCAUAACAAUCUUUUCCAAUAAUUAAAUUUGUUUGAACUAUUGUAUUUUUAUGUAUUUAAACACAAGACAUUCGACUAUUCAAUUGUACCUAUUGAGAACCCAAUAAUGUUAUAAAUAUUGCUGGUUUUUAUUUAUUAUUUAGUGAGAGGAAAUCAUCUUCAUAACAGAGCGUGAAGUUAAAGAAUAAUGCUACAUUCUUUAACUUUUAAUUCUUUGUCAGACUCUCCUUCUUCAAUUCUGUCAUGAGUGCACUUAGGGACACAUCUGCAAGAUGAGGAGCACAUUUGGUUUCCAUAAGAAUGCCAAUUUUGUUGUUGUUGGCAUUAAUGUAUCAUUAAUCCAGACGAAAAACUAGAUAUGUGUAUGAACGAUAGAAGACAAUUCUCUUUUUGUUUUAUAAAAAGAGUAAGUUAAUUUCGUUCAAUCUUAAAAAAAAUAUGUUCAUGUUAAUUUAAGAUUGCAGUUGUAAAAAGUUCAUAA